Molecule: messenger RNA, 2170 nt
Organism: Leguminivora glycinivorella
Lineage: Eukaryota; Metazoa; Arthropoda; Insecta; Lepidoptera; Tortricidae
Exons: 3
Coding region: 1-1566 (521 amino acids)
Source: RefSeq, a predicted model, not a curated record
AUGCAUCUGAACAUAACUUUAGAGGAGAUGGUAGAAAAAUUUUGGGAGACAGAGAGAUUAGAGUCAGAGGAAAACGACACUCUCACCCCACAAGAACUUAGAGCUGAGAAAAUAUAUCAAGAAACUGUAACUAGAGAUGUUGAUGGAAGAUACGUUGUGGCACUUCCCUUUAAAAGCGACAAACCUAUUUUACCUGAGAAUUCGAGAGAAAUUGCACUGAGAAGAUUCAUGAGCACUGAGAGAAGAUUAGAAGCAAACAAAAAAUUGAGAGAAGCCUACAACGAGGUCAUGAGAGAGUACAUAACACUUCAACAUAUGGAAUUGAUCGAACGAGAUGAGUCUGUUAAAGAAACUGACAAACAAGUAUAUUUGUCACAUCACCCUGUGAUCCGUGAAGAUAGAGAAACUACCAAGUAUCGCAUAGUCUAUGACGCUUCAUGCAAAGGAAGCAACGGAGUGAGCCUCAACUCAGAACUGCUACGUCGGACGGCGCCUCCUGGACGCCGCGGGCCGGCCGCGCCCGCCGCGUGCCGCUGCGGGGGCCGCGCCGCCAGCCAGCCGCGCGCGCGCGCCGCGCCGCCGCCGCCGCCGCCGCCGCCGCCGGCAGGCAUGCGCGCCAGCAGCGACGGAUUUUCACGAUCAUCACAUCAGAAUGUGCCAUUUGGCAGGAAAUAUAACAAGAAAUGUGAAUAUUGUGGUCGUGUGCAUGAUAGAUUUAAAUGUCCGGCGUAUGGCCAGCGAUGUACCAGAUGCAAUAAGGCAAAUCAUUUUGCUAGGAUGUGCCGCGUGUAUAUGGUGCAGGAGAACUCCACCGAUCAGGUGAGUCGCAAAAGUUGGUAUGAAGAUAUUUUGAUAGGUAAUACUGCUGUGUCAUUCAAACUGGAUACUGGAGCUGACGUAAACGUUUUGCCUCAUAGGUUUCUAUCAAGAAUAGGUAUUAAGGACGUUGAAUUGAUACAAACGCGUACUAAGUUAACGGGAUACUCGGGGGAUCCGAUUAGGGUGGUCGGUAAAGCGAUGCUAAAGGUUGUGUGCAGGGGAAAUGCGUACUUAUUGAAAUGUAUUAUUGCUGACGUAGACUCGUCGCCGGUAUUAGGUCGAAUCGCGUGUGAAGAGAUGAAUCUCGUUAAACGAGUAAAUAGCCUAGAGUCAUCGGUGACCGCGAGCAGUGCGGAAAUAUUGAACGAUUUUGAGGAUGUAUUCAUAGGGAUGGGCUGUUUACCAGGCGAGUAUAAGAUAAGAUUGAGGGAGGACGCGCGCCCGGUCGUACACGCGCCACGUAAAUUACCUAUUGCAUUACGCGAUAGUGUUAAAAAGAAACUUGACGAGAUGUUACAGCAAGGCGUCGUAGCGAAAGUCGAAGGACCCACGGACUGGGUUAAUAGUAUGACGGUUGUAAAAAAGGCAAAUGGCGAUCUACGUAUCUGUUUGGAUCCGCGUGAUCUUAAUAAAGCUAUCCGUAGGGAGCAUUUUAAAUUACCUACUUUAGACGAGAUUACCGCGAGGUUAGCAGGCGCCAAGUACUUUAGCACGUUAGAUGCCAAAGCAAGUAUGUGGAGGUUAUAAAAUUACGAUCGCUUACGUCGGUUCAUGUGAUCAACCAUUUAAAAAAUAUAUUUUAUAGGGAGGGAAUACCGGAUAUCGUGUUUUCGGAUAAUGGGCCGGAAUUUUCAUCGUUAUUAUUUCAGAGUUUUAGUAAAGAGUGGGGCUUUGAGCAUCAUACGUCAUCACCUAGAUAUUCACAGUCCAACGGGCAAAUUGAACGGGCCAUUCAGACCAUAAAAUCAAUACUACGCAAGACCACAGAAGACUCCUCGGACUUUAGACUUGCUCUUUUAAAUUAUUUAAAUACACCCAUUAGUGACAAAUUACCGUCUCCGGCAGAAAUUCUAAAAAAUAGGAAGCUACGAAGUCAUUUACCUUGUCUGCCUGAACGACUCUUACCUAAACCCAUAGAUAACAGUCAAAUUCAUCGGGAAUUACAAAACCGUCAAUUGUCACAAAAACAAUUUUAUGACAGGGGGAGUAAAAAUCUAAGACCGUUAGAAUCUGGCUCGUUAGUUAAAGUUCGUAAUAAUGGUAGGUGGUGUAACGGUGAAAUCAUAACAUUAGUAGGUCCUAGAUCGUACUCAGUAAAACUGCAAACGGGCAGGAUAAUACGACGAAAUCG